UCCGAGCCAUGCUGCCGGUGAUGUUGCAGCCGGGAGAAAUCCGUUCGCGCCGCCUCGGGGAUACAGCGGUCAAGAGACCUAAGACCGGAGACGUUUGCGAGUUCUCGCGAGAAGCGGGAAAGGGCGCAAGGUUUGAAACAUGGCGGACGACGUAGACCAGCAACAAACCACCAACACUGUAGAGGAGCCGUUGGAUCUCAUCAGACUCAGCCUGGAUGAGCGAAUCUAUGUGAAAAUGAGGAAUGACCGAGAGCUUCGGGGCAGAUUACAUGCUUAUGAUCAGCAUUUAAAUAUGAUACUGGGAGAUGUGGAAGAAACUGUGACUACUAUAGAAAUUGAUGAAGAGACAUAUGAAGAGAUAUACAAAUCAACGAAAAGGAAUAUCCCAAUGCUCUUUGUCCGGGGAGACGGUGUUGUGCUAGUUGCCCCUCCACUAAGAGUUGGCUGAAAUGGAGAAUUUGUCCUGCGUGGAAACAGUUGCCUCUUUAACUGCAUAAGACGUUCAGAGGACAGGGCCGUACACACACUGAUACUGAGAAAUAGCCAGAAGAUUUGUUCACCCCCAAAAAGAGAAUACCUUACAACAUUUUGAGCUAAGUAGCAUUUUUGUUUUUUUUUAUCCUUCCACUAAACAUGUUCACCAAGGUGCUGAACUCUUUUUCCAGGAGUUGAUUUGCGCCAUCAUUCUUGCAGUUUCUGGUGGUUUUUU
Molecule: messenger RNA, 709 nt
Organism: Fukomys damarensis (Damara mole-rat)
Lineage: Eukaryota; Metazoa; Chordata; Mammalia; Rodentia; Bathyergidae
Gene: Lsm3
Product: LSM3 homolog, U6 small nuclear RNA and mRNA degradation associated
Exons: 5
Coding region: 140-448 (102 amino acids)
Biological process (GO): P-body assembly; mRNA splicing, via spliceosome
Cellular component (GO): U4/U6 x U5 tri-snRNP complex; catalytic step 2 spliceosome; Lsm1-7-Pat1 complex
Molecular function (GO): RNA binding
Source: RefSeq, a predicted model, not a curated record